Molecule: messenger RNA, 2187 nt
Organism: Aspergillus ibericus CBS 121593
Lineage: Eukaryota; Fungi; Ascomycota; Eurotiomycetes; Eurotiales; Aspergillaceae
Exons: 4
Coding region: 1-2187 (728 amino acids)
Biological process (GO): DNA-templated transcription; regulation of DNA-templated transcription
Cellular component (GO): nucleus
Molecular function (GO): DNA binding; zinc ion binding; DNA-binding transcription factor activity, RNA polymerase II-specific
Source: RefSeq, a predicted model, not a curated record
AUGUUUCGACGCAACGGCAAGCCGGUCUCCUGCGAGCCCUGCCGGCUGUCCAAGAUCCGGUGCGACCAUCAGCGCCCAACUUGCCGGCGAUGUCAGACCCGCCAGAAGGCAUCCCAGUGCUUCUACCAUCCCGCGCCGCUCACCCGGGCGCGCCCCAACCCUCGCCCCAACCCGUCGAGACGAACCAGCAGGUUAGGGUCAAGUUCGGAGUCAGGGUCGGGAUCAGGACUAAAACCCCCAAGUCCUGCCGCGGAUGACGAGCAUGCCCAGCCACCGGGCUAUCUGGGGUCCACCAGCUUUGUAUCUGCCUUUCCCCGACCCGAGCUGCUGUUCCCCGCCGACGUGGCCAGGGUGCCCUCGCCGUCCCUGCCUUCAGACUUCUGCGCCCUUCAGGUCUCCUACGCCCACUCCCACCUGCUAAAGCUGGUUGCCUCCUUUGCGGACUAUGAGAAUCUGAUCGUUCAAUUCUAUCAACGCGGUCAAUUCUCCGUUGUCCCGCGCAACCUCGUGCUGAACCCGCUGUCUAAGACCGGCGCCUACCUGGCGAGAUGGAAGGAUGGCUCACGCGGUGCCCUGCAGGAGACCCUGCUGGAGGCCCUGGCGAGCAUGUCGUCCAAGCGCCUCCCCAGCCCCACCGUGGACACGACGUUCGAUGACUUUUGCGCCUCCUUCUCCGGACCGUCUCUUCGAUGGGAGUUCGUCGGGAUCAUCUUCGCGUUCGCAGGGCUGGCUGCCUCCUAUCCGGAAGCCGGGGCCGAAUUCCAGAAUGGUGACUUCGCGACGGGGAUGUUCGCAGCAAGCAAGACAUGCAUCGAAAUUUGCAACCAGUGCAGCCAGUUGAACGAUCUCUCCAUCUGGUUGCACUAUGUGACCGUGGCGCUAGCGUCUAACCUGUUUGGAGACACUAGUAAUCUCGUCUACCGAUGCUUGAGUGACCUGGUCUCGCAGUGUUAUGCCAUGGGCCUCCAUUGCCAGUCUUCGCUGCAGGAGGGAGUGCCCUUCUUUCUCUCGGAGACGCGAAAGCGAAUUUUCGCGGCCACCUUCACCAGGGAUAAAAGCCUGGCGACCUACCUGGGAAGACCGCCCUUGAUUGACUCGCACUUCUGUGAUAUAUUGCUGCCCCUGGAUCUGGACGACGAUGAGAUCACCGAUCGAGCAAAUAUUCGUGAGCCGCGGGGGAACAACCUUGACAGUGAAGGCUGGAAUACCGAUCCAGGCAGUCUCGUGCGAUCAUUACGCUCGGUCACGGGGCUUCGCCUCCGAUGCGUUAUGGCCAUUCUUCGAGAGAGAGUCUUGCGUCUGUCCCUCAGGAGUGGGAGAACCGACCAUCAAGCCCACCUUCCGUACGAAGACCCCUCCCUUUGUCAUAAGGCAUGGGACGCCGUGCCACAGCAAUAUCGCUACGACACGGAUGCCUGGAAACGACUCGAUCCACACAGCUGGGUGGUUUGCUUGAUCGUGUACUUGGACCACUGCUAUACCGGAUAUCAGCUGCAUCGGAUGCUUUUGCGGCAAAGCGAAGGCAGCCGGACGUCGUUCCUGGAGGCGGCCACGAAGCUUCUUGCGGCGAUGAACGACUUUGCACGACGCCAGGCACAAACCAGCGCCCUGCAGGGGCGGUACAUGUGGGUGUUCCUCUUCUAUGGACUUCCAGGGGCCGGCAGUCUUGUUUCCGAGCUGCACCGAUGCAGCAGCGCUGGCAUCCCGUUUCCUCUCCCGGGCAGCCGACCCAAGAUCAUCCGCGACCUAAGCGUCUUGGUCUCCUGGCUGGAAGGCUCCGUCUUUCCGAAUCGACCCGAGUACCGGACCUGCUUGGUGAUCAGUUCUCUUAUUAGCAAGCUGCUCGAUGACGUCUUACUUGGUCCCCAAACGACAGCACCCAAAGACCAGCGGAUAGAUCUGGAUGCGAAUCCUGCGCAGGGGCCGCAUGACAGGCCCACGAUAAAUUCCCCACGCGCUCUUUUGGCCGGGGUUACCGACUCGCAAUCAUCACACAUAGUGGCAUCCUCGUUUCAGGGGUUGAAUGCCGUUGCCAACCCUCUGCAUGGCGAAACCAUUGAUACAGGGUUGCCCCCGGAUCUUGCCGAGAUUGUAUCCUCCGAGGACUGCCUCAAUUGGCUGGAUGGGUUCUCCUGGGAUAAUCACCUCUUGGGGGAGGGCUGGCCCUUGGUUUGCGACAAGUCGUAG